UGUUAUGCGAUUUGUAGAUACACGUAUACGUAUAGGUAGGGCCGCACACAACGAAAAAUAACGUGGCUGAUGUACUGCAUUCUUGAGAUUACGCAUGAACUACUUUUCGAGAGAAUGUGUUGCGAUAAAAUUUUUAUCGGUCCGUUGCGUGCUCGAUUGUAUCGAGCGUGCCGUGAUUAGGUUAUCACGCGGUGUUUUCAAAACUGCCAACAAACGAUAGACCAAUAAUCAACAAACGUGAUAGGGAAAAUACCGAAAGCUUGUUUCUUCACAGAGUAAACUGUAUCAAUAUCUUCGGAAUGUGUUCGCCCACAUGACCACCUUUACACGUACAGGUAAUCGAAGAAAAAUGGGAGAAAGAGACGAAGAUGUAGAAAACUCGACCGGUAGCUCGAAAUUGACGUCGAACGGAUACUAAUGGUUAGAGAAUGGUCGAGUUAGCGAAAAACGCGUAACUCAUUCUUUCACAUUUGAGACAAAAUGAAUAAACGUAAAGGAGGCUUUAAAAGGAUAAGCGUUUAAGCAGCUAUGGAAGAGGGAAUGCUAAGUGGCAGGGCAAAGAAGAAUACUAAGAACUAAGGAAAGCAUUCGUCGGGAUACUCGCGGAGAACCGACCGGAUGCAACGCCAGAAUGGGAGUGCAAGCCUCCGCGCGCACAAGAGUCCGUUACUCGCAUCGGGUAUUUCCCAGAACGCGACUAUAAACAAACAAACACACCAAGAGAGAGAGACAGGGCACUGUGCGCGUGUGAUCCAUGCCCUCCCUUCCAAGGCAACAGCACCGACGCGACGAGCCAGAAGUUCGACGGGGUUGGGAGGGGGAUGAGAAUACUGGCGCCGUCGGUUGAGUAACCCCACCAAUAUCGUCGCGCAUGCGCACUCCACGGGAUUCCCCAGCCGUCCCCUACUACCGGUCAUCUAUCCGAAUCCCCACCACGGCGCCUCUUUUUCUCUUCUCCUUAGGCGGUGGUCAAAUUCGCACGUAAAGUCGUUCUGAACGUUUGACUAUGAUGACAAACUAUCCGCAGUGUUUACUGUCGAUAGUGCACUAAUCUUAGAGAAGAAUCGAAUUUAUCCGUUAUCGAGAAACUCGUUCGUUGCAUGGUCCCAUUAUCUUUUUAAUGCAAAAGAAAAUAGACGCCUCGGGGUAAUCGUAUCCCAGGAAUGCGUAAUGACUCUGUCUCGAGCUGCUUUCUUCGACGCAAUGCUUUGUGUUGUCAAAUACUUAACAUUCUAACGUUCCCUGCACCGAUGCUAUUCGUUCAGGCAUACGCUCAUAAAUCGUCGCAGCGAUAUCGCAGCGGUAUCGAAACGUUUGUCUCCAAUUUCACGUAGUUGCGAUUCGAAAUGCCACGCGACAGAAAUUCUUUUCAAAUAUUCCCUUUGCGUCGUGCCACUAACGACAAACUCGCAUCUCGAAGGACUAGUCCUCUCGAGCAGGUAAACGAAUCUUUGAGAUUUCGAAAAUAUCUCUCGGAGGUAUUUAACGGAACCACGACAGAAGAAAAUGAUAUUAUCCCCGCAUCCGUUGUCUUCUGUUUUUCGUUCCACGGUGUUGUGAAAAAAAAGAAAAAACGAUCAUACCAGUGGGACAAGAAAAGAAGAGAAAGACUGGAGGUGUCUCGAUGCUUUCAUUGCAAUUUUCGCACUUGACCGCAGGGGUAAGCGUGCUUUACGAUCCGCGGUAAGAUUACCAUCAAUGCUGGAGGUGGACGGAUCGCUACCCCUCGAUCUCCCCUCCGUCAUUCCCGGAUGCGGGUUUGGUGUUGUGGUGGUGGAAAAACGCGUGGUGGGGUUUGAUCGAGUUGGGGGAAGGCUUGCCGCCAACGAGUGUCCAAUGGUGGGGGGAAAGCGCGGGUUAGCAGCCGGGACACGCCAGGCGUAGAAUUCAGUAAGCGAACGGCUCUCAACGGCCACGAACGUGUUUUUCGUUCUUCGGUUCCCGCGCAUGCAUAUAUGUAUGUAUAUAUGUACCCGAGACUGAUUCGAAAGAAACAUAAUCGAGACGCUGUCGAAAAUUCGCAACAUAACUGUAACGGACAGUCGCGACACAUACCCGGUUUUACGAGAGUUCACUAGCAAAAACAGUUCUUUGGUUUCUUCAAUUUUCCAUUCUUCAAUUUUAUUUCCGCAACUGUGGCUUUAACAAUUCAAACUGGAUUCCAACAAGCAGUACGUGUCGCGAUUACAUCGCGGCUACCGGAGGCUUAAAAAAUUAUUCAAGCGUGUGGCGAACCAGGCGCUUACCGUUUCGCCACAGCCGGCAGUAACGGUGGAGGGGCCGGUGUCCAAAAUGUCUCCACCAACGAACGACGUGACCAAUGGCGUGGUAGCGCCACCUAACACCUUGGCGCCCCGGGUUUCGCCGACCACGAACCCGGCCCUUACCACCAUCAACCCGCCAACGCACAAGCGGACUCCCAAGGACUUCAUCUUUGGCAAGGCGAUCGGCGAGGGAAGCUUCUCCACCGUUUACCUCGCCAAAGAUAUCCAUACUGGGAAGGAGUACGCGAUAAAAGUGUGUGAUAAGCGUCACAUCAUCAAGGAGAAGAAAACGGAGUACGUGAAGCGGGAGAAGGAGGUGCUAAACAUGCUUGCGGGCGCGAAACACUCGUUCGUGCGCCUGUUUUGCACCUUCCAAGACGUCGAAAGACUCUAUUUCGUUCUAUCGUACGCGAAAAACGGUGAGCUCUUGCCGUAUAUCAACAAGGUGGGCUCGUUCGACAUCGAGUGUACCAAGUUCUACUCGGCGGAGAUCCUUCGCGCUCUCGAGUACCUUCACGGGCUCGGCAUCAUCCAUCGCGAUCUCAAGCCGGAGAACAUAUUGUUGGACGAGAAGAUGCACGUGCUCAUCACCGACUUUGGUAGCGCGAAGAUUCUCAAGGACCCGGAGACAGUGGUGACGCACCCCGCAACGGACGAUUCGCAGCAGCAGCAACAGCAGCAGCAGCAACAACCGUACCGAAGAGAACGCAGGGGUUCGUUCGUUGGUACCGCCCAAUACGUAUCUCCGGAGCUCUUAACUGACAAGACGAGCAGAGCCUCCGAUCUCUGGGCCCUCGGCUGUAUAAUCUACCAGAUGGUCGCUGGCCUGCCACCGUUCCGCUCUAGGAGCGAGUACAUGAUAUUCCAAAAGAUCCUAAAACUCGAGUACGAAAUCCCUGACGGAUUCUGCGAGCUGGCGAGAUCCCUCGUCAGUCAGCUGUUGGUGCUCGAGCCAUCGCAGAGAUUGGGUGCCCAGGACGAACAUGGUGCCGGAUAUCCCAGCAUCAGGGCGCAUCCGUUCUUCGAGGGUGUCGACUUUGAAACCCUCCACGAACAGACACCACCGCCGAUCUAUCCCUACCUACCCGGUACGUCUGAGAACGAGGAGCUUAGGUCGCAGUACAGGGUUCCCGAUCAUCUAGAACCCGGCCUCGACGACAAACAGCUCACGAGGCUUCUUGGUCUGGGCAUCGGCGAAGACGAUGACGACGACGACGAUGAAGAUACCACCACUGAGCGCGAGAAACCCGCGCAACCCAGUACGGUUGUCGAGAAACCGAGGAGAACGAGGACCACUGCUGACGGUAGUAACAUCGCCGAUCUAACGCCGGAGGAGAUCAGAAACCGGCUAGAGAAGCAACGUGCCUCGAACCAGUGGGACUGCUUCGUCGAGGGCAACCUGAUACUGAAGCAGGGCUUCGUCAACAAGAGGAAAGGUCUCUUUGCUAGACGAAGAAUGCUCCUGCUCACUACCGGACCACACCUAUAUUACGUCGAUUCUGUAAACAUGGUGCUGAAGGGCGAGAUACCCUGGAGUCCGGAGCUUAGGGUAGAGCCGAAGAGCUUCAAGAUCUUCUUCGUCCACACGCCAAACAGAACGUACUAUCUCGAAGAUCCCGAAGGAUUCGCAUUGGAGUGGUGUAGAGCGAUCGAGAAUAUGCGAGUCCAUUACUACGGCCUGCAGGAGUCCACCGCUUAAACAAAAGACUGAUGAACACAGAUCGUUUCGGAUGGAACAGAGCAAAUGAACGUUUCACCGAUUACGGUAAUAACAAUGUCCGCGAGGUGCGAUCAUCGAUGUAUUAUUAAUUUGUUUAUGGCCAGAGGGGGCGUUUAUCUAGAUCGUUUGUUAGCGUGUAACUCGGCAUUAGGAGAGGUACAUUCUAGAAUAGGUUAGCAUUUUUCUAACGCGUUCAAAGCACUGUGUACAGAUUAGGAAAAUUUUCUAGAUAAAAAUACAAAAUGUUUAUAUAAUAGGUAGACUUCUGUUGAAGUACAGAGGAAUGGAGAGCUAUAAAAAGGCACAAAAAGUGUUAUCGAAAUCGUGCAAUUGCCGGUUUUUUCGCUAGUUACGUUUUGCUAUUUAUUAUCGAACUCGGGGAACCUUGAAAAAGCUGCACGACGUUCCUCGAACGUGAACACACAAGGAAUAGCGAAAUUUUUAGCCAAGGUUUUAGCUGUGUGUAUUCACAAUGUUAAAGUGCUGCCUGUGACAUAACGUUCGUGAUCGAGGUCGCCUGGCUUGCCCACUACUUUCAUUACGGGGAAAGGAAAAUAAAGUCGUUCAUCCGCGCGAAUUUUGUUCUUUAUAAUUCGUAACACGUAAUCGGGACAUCACAAUCAAAAUUUUAUCGUGCUAAAUCGACGCUGCGUAACUCUUUGGGAGAAGAGACGAGAAACAGUAGUACCUGGUUGACGAAGAAAGGAACAAAAGAGUUAUACUAACGUUAGACUAACGUAAACGGAAGCCAGGCGUAUGUCGAUUAUUCGCGUUUAAAGCAGUGGCAGUAUGUAGCAAUUUUGUUCCAAAUAUAGCCAAAAUUAAAUAGAAAAAUACAGACGAGUUCUUUUAGAAGUUAAAACGACGGCGGAGUGACAAUGUGUGAUUCGUAUGAUAGUUUUGUGUUCGCUGUCGAUUUUACGAAUCUAGGACAUCAAUUUAUAUAGUCGAAGUUAACCAAAAAAAGAUUAAAAAAAAUGCAGUGGGGGACAACAUUGCCGCUUUGCAGCUUUAAUAAAUAGUUUACGUUGCCUGAAAGGGAUUUGCGGAAUGUUGCGCGUUAUUCCGUUGGGUCCCUUGCUCUCUUCAUAUUACAGUAUUCUUCUCGUUGUUCGUUACCCCUUUUCCUCCUCGGUACGUUGUAAAUAUUAGCGCGAUGUCACGAAGAGCAGGCUUCGUAAAGCAUAUACUAAUUCUAUACAUAGUUCUAUAUAUUUGUAAGUACAAAAAUCGUUGUCCAACCACGGCGUUUUUACGUUCGUUUCUUAGUCCGAUUUUCUUCGUCUCCGAUCUGGCCCUCGCGGACGUGAUCGAACAAUGUGUAUAGCCGGGAAGUAGAAAAACAUUGUUUAGGUCUUAAUUGGAAAUAAUGUUUAGUAGUUUAAAAGAAAAAAGAUGCAAGAAGAGAAGAAGAUUAGCGUUUGUUGUACAAAGAGAAGCGGUGGAGAUGGGAAGAGUGUUCUUUUUGUUCUUUUCCCGUGAAAGACUUGGCACUUGAACACUAUAAAUUAAGUAGUUAGGAAAUAGAACCUUUUAAAAAGGAUAGCUUUAAGAGAAGUAGUAUCCCGUUUAGAUUUGCGAGAAUCACACACAAACACAUACACUACUACACUCGUUGCGUUCAAGCUAUCGUCGUUGUCGUUCUUACUACUAUUCUAAGUUUCUAAUAUUUAGUAAUUCUACUACGAUUAUAGUUAACAAUAUUAAUUAAUUAUUUCAUCGUAUUACCAACGUAUAAGUAUUUUUCUCCCCUCGUAACUGUCGACGUAUUUAAUUGAACGAUUUUGUUUUUUCAUUUUUUUUUUCUCACACGCGAUCUUUUCUUAAUUUAUUAUUCGCCGUAAUCGUCCUACGUUUAUUUAUUUUUUAUAGUUUACGUUUCCGCGUUAGUAAGGAUCACACGCUUCGUUUAUGUGUAGGCGUUCACAUACAGACUUAGUACUAGUACCGCUACUACCACUGCGACUAUUAUUAUUAGUGCUAUUACUAUUACUAUUACUAUACCUAUUACUAUCCCUAUCAUAGCGUCGUUGUUGCAUACGUAGAUACACGCAUACGAAUGCGUGCUCGUCGCGUGUAUAUACGCAUGCACGUGCUUAUAAUACGUUCUGUAACUUAUAUUAUUACUCUCUAUCCUCUUUAGGCGUAAUUUUAGGUACUUUGUAAAUAAUACUGCCACGUUUAUCGCGUCGACUUGCCGAAACGCUAUUCCUCGACUUUGUGGCGCUAUCGAGUCGUGGCCGGACUGUGUACGAUACAGUUGUAUAUUAUCUAUACAUAAAUAUUCUAUAUAUACAUAUAUAAUUAUAUAUAUAAAAAGGUAUAUAUAUAUACACAUAGACGCGUAAAGUUAUAUAAAAUAUUUAUGAAUUGUGAAUAGUAGUUAGGAGAAUCGUGUAUAAACGUUCGUUUGUAGAUUUUAGGCCGAAUACGCGCUUAGGUUUAAUACUUUGUUGACGUUACCUUUGCCACGACUUGAUUGCGCCGUUUCAUUACACGUUGUACUAUAAACGCAUGAUAAUCUCCACGUUCUCCUCGCGAUAUUUAGAGAGACUUAAACAGGGUAUUCGGAGAAGUAUUCGAUGGAGGGUGGUUCGGUCGUCGUGCCUGCGACGCCGCGUGAGUGUGCUCGAAAAAAUGGUGAUUCGUUUAUGGAUCAACAUUGUCCUUGUGCCCAGUGGCUUUUCAAAAUGACCGCUUUUGGCUUGCCACGUACGGUGCUUGCGGGCUAAAACGGGGCGCAUAAGCUCGACGAUCGUCCACUCUUGUCGUUUCUUUCUCUUCAACUAGUGAGAAUCGAUCGCGAGGAGGAGGUAUUCGAUAGUUGUUGCCGCUGACACCCCGCCCCCCUCCCCGUCCUAAUCCUUAUACUCUUCGUUCCGCAGAAUAGCGUUUCGGUAGCGUUAGGUAAAAUGAAGCACCAAUACACGCAGUCUUUCUGUCAAAACGAAGCGCGUGUCGAGGACAUUCUCAAAAUUUAUAAAGCAUGCGAAUGUUGCUUUAACAAAGACGACGCGGCGACGCUGUUUCACGGCCGAGUCCGAUAUUAUAGUUCCUCGUUGCCUCGAUCAACUGCUUCCUUUCCGAAGAAAGAAUGCGUUCACUAUCCUAUCAUCAACCCUGAAAAUCGUUUUAAUCAUGGGUCGUUGAUACGGAGUGCGACACCGGCGUUUCCAUUGUUGUAAACUUUGUAGGUUCUACGUUUUAUGUAGACGUUGCAAACUUUCUGAUGGAAAUGCGUAAAUUUUUCCUAAGCGCUGGCUCCUGUCGAGGGGAAGGAUGAUGGUCGCUUAUUAAAUAGUUUUCCGUCGGUUUUGGAGACUGGUCUUGAGAUUCCUAACCCCCAAAGGGCGACGCUUACCUCCUUUUUUAUUAUAGUUCACUUGCUCUAACUGAACUUAAAGAAAACUUCUAGUGUAUUUGUUGAGUGUCAUUCGACGCAAAAGAUCUAGCUAAUUUAAUUUAUACGCUCGCGAGAGGGAAGAACGAAUACUUAAAAAGAUCAAGCAAGAAUAUGUGUAUGUAAGAAAAGAAAACAUUCGAAUGCGCUAAUGUAAACUACGCAAGCAAUAACAGCAAGGCCUUGCGAUUAUUCAAAUGCCUACCGUUUCGGCGUAACAAGGACGGUUCAACUAUUAAUUGCAGUAUUAUUAAAUGUAUGCAGACUAAAGUACACUUACACGCGUACACCUACACAACGGUUUACUUAUACACAUUAAAUACUUCACAUUGGAUAAGAAGACUCUGUAAAUAGUUAGUAUGUAAUUGAUAUUAUAGGUGAUACAACCUAUUAAUAUUAAUAUCAAAUUUAUUUAUAGUAAAUUUUCCGAAAUAUCGCAUA
Molecule: messenger RNA, 7825 nt
Organism: Bombus terrestris (buff-tailed bumblebee)
Lineage: Eukaryota; Metazoa; Arthropoda; Insecta; Hymenoptera; Apidae
Gene: Pdk1
Product: 3-phosphoinositide-dependent protein kinase 1
Exons: 4
Coding region: 2293-3963 (556 amino acids)
Biological process (GO): intracellular signal transduction; peptidyl-serine phosphorylation
Molecular function (GO): protein serine/threonine kinase activity; ATP binding
Source: RefSeq, a predicted model, not a curated record